Molecule: messenger RNA, 2848 nt
Organism: Amphimedon queenslandica
Lineage: Eukaryota; Metazoa; Porifera; Demospongiae; Haplosclerida; Niphatidae
Exons: 10
Coding region: 176-2722 (848 amino acids)
Molecular function (GO): ubiquitin-protein transferase activity; protein binding
Source: RefSeq, a predicted model, not a curated record
ACUAUGUCAUGUUGCAUCUUACAAUGUCACAUCCUAGCGUACAAUGUCACAUCUGGAACUAAUGGUCACGACCUUGUCAUGUGAUUUAACACGUGAUUAAUACAAUGUCACAUUGUAAGUGAUCUUGACAUCACGUGAGUGUCACGUGAUUGUUAGCACCAAGUGUCAGUAAAUAAUGGAGGUUUUGUUAGAGUAUGGAUCUUCAAAGAGAGAGUUUAAGCUGUCAAAGGAUGAAGAUGUAUUUCAAGCAUUAGAAGUGGCCUUUCAACAAUUCGAGCCUGGUUUAUCUUUUGGUAUUUCACAACAGCGAGAUGUAAAACCAACUCACUUUUUGCAGCGGUAUUUGGAGAAGUGGCGUGACUAUAUUGAUGUGUCUCAUAAGGGGGAAAUAAGUAAUGGGGACAAAAUUCGAGCUGUUGUAAGGACUGAAAAAGAUGAAAAAAAUGAAAAGAAUGUUUCACAAGUUCUUAAAAGAGGAUCAGGUGCUUGCGUAGGGAUUAAAAAACCAACAGAGUCUGAUUCAAAAGUACUUCGUUCACUCUUCCCUGUUUUGUCAGCUUCACGCUCUUUCCAGAUGAAAAGGAAGUUCAAUCCCCUUGAUGAUUGUGUUGUCUCCAAACAAAAACAGAAGAAGAAAGCCACACGGAUUAAACCUCGCAAUGUGAUGGUUGUUUUGAUGACUGAGGGCGACACUUCUGUUCCACGAGGUAAUAAACGGAAAUCUAUGGCACAGAAUGGAUUCAUUAAGCAGUGUGAGCUUUUACGUGAUAUGUCACGUGUUGAAGUUGAAAAUAAGCUCAUUAAAUUGUUCUCAGAAAAAAUAUCGACAAAGAAUGCUGGUGUUAAAUUUUUGAUACCAGAUCCGAAGCUUCACAUCGUAAGGGAGACAGGAGAUAAGGAAUUAGAUGGAAAUGACACCAUUGAACUCGCAGGGCAGGGUAGUUUGUAUAUUAGAAUAGAGAAUCGUUCAAAAGAUGAGAACAGGGAAGUAAUGAAGCCUGAUGAUGUCGAUGAUGAUGACAGUGAUCUACCCAAAGUGAAGUGGAAGAAGAUAGAAAAUGAGGAAGAUGAGACAGAUAAAGUUGUGGACCUAACUUCUGAGGAUGACACAGAACUGACACAAGAGAGUCUUGAAGAUUGGCGGAAGCUUCGAAGAGAGCAAGAACUACAAUAUGAAGAAUCCCUUCGGGUUGAUCAGCAGAAAGCACAACAACAAGCUAAUGACAGUGAUAAAGUAAAGAGAAGAGAAGAGGAAAAGACCAAGCUUCAGUUGUAUUUUUCAGAGCGAACGCUUCCUCAUGUAGCAGUCAAGUUAGCAGUGAAGUUGCAGGACGGCACCAAAAUUCAUGGAUCCUUUUCUGCUGAUGAUUCGAUGAAGUUGGUAUACCAGUAUGUUUAUGCUCACACAGAAGUCAAAACUUCCUUUAAAUUAUGCACUGGAGCAGUUCCAAUGGAGGUAUUGCAGCCUGAUGAGAAGUCUUUAGCUCAGUAUGAUUUGAGAGCGUCAUCACUACUACUAUUAGAAGAAACUCCCUCUAAUGAUGAUGACAAAUGGAUUGAUGAAUUAACUCAUUGUAAAGAAGCUGAAAUUAUUCAGGAAGUCAAGGGCAACAUUUCAUGUACUGAUAUACUAAUGAAAGAAGAGAACACCAGGAAAGAAUUUGUGAAGACAUUUCGUACUCCUUCGAAGGAACUUUACACUGUUGCCCGGUCUUCACUGUUUGAUGAUGUAAUCUCUCUAUACAAAGAGUAUCCUGGUAUAACGAAUGAAUGUCCUUUAGAAAUGAAAUUGAAAGAUGAAUUAGCUGUUGAUUUAGGUGGCGUGUCUAAAGACAUUGUUUCAGGAUUUUGGCAAGAGGCGUAUGAACGAUUAUUUGAUGGUAGUAUCUCAUUUGUUCCUGCUGUUCGUCCACACGUUGAGUUUUCAUUAUUUGAAGUUCUCGGUAAAAUUUUAUCUCAUGGAUACUUCUGUACUGGGUUUCUGCCGACACAAAUAUCUUUUCCUACUUUGGCUGCUAUGAUUUUGGGUUGUCAAGUACAAAUAAGCCCAUCUAUUCUACUUGAAUCUCUUUUCGAUUAUGUUAGUGAUGUGGAUCGUUCUGUGUUGUCAACAGCUCUUCAAUUUUCAAAAGAUAAUCCAAAUCUAAAGUUUCCAUCUCAAAUUUUGGACUCAUUGUUGAAUGUAUUUAGUCAUUUUCAGUGCAGAAGAGUACCUGAUCCAUUAUCACUCCGUCUCACUUUAGUUGAUAUAGCUCGUUUUGUUUUUCUUACUAACCCAAUGUCUGCUAUUAAUGCAGUCAAUUUAGCUAUUCCUCAAUCACAUGUUCCUUUUUGGAAAUCUAAGUCAAUAUCUGAUUUGUACAAGCUGUACCUGGCACUUACUGCUACACCUUUCAAAGUUCUGAGCUUACUAGCAGAGCCUAAGUUCUUAAAUGCCUCUCAAGAGACUGUUUUUGGCUACUUACAGCAAUUCAUUGGAAACAUGACACGGGACCAAGUUAAGAUGUUCUUACGUUUUGUGACGGGCAGUUCGGUAUGCAGUACUAAAGAAAUUGAAGUUCAGUUCAACUCAUUGUCUGGUGUUGCUCGGAGACCCAUUACUCACACUUGCAGUAAUAUAUUGGAACUGUCUAUGACUUACCAUUCUUAUUCGGAAUUUGCCAAAGAAUUUCGAUUGGUGAUGUCUGAUGAAACUUACUCUUGGAUCAUGGAUGGAUUGUAAUUAUGCAGUUAGGCUCAUAAGAUAAAACGUAUCAUUAUAAUCACUGUAUUAUAUAAUCACUGUAUAUAAUCACUAAAUUUCUCUUGAUUUUGGUACAUUACAAUAAAAAUUAUUAUUUCAAAUCAA